This is a messenger RNA of Mesorhabditis belari, 288 nucleotides long. Lineage: Eukaryota; Metazoa; Nematoda; Chromadorea; Rhabditida; Rhabditidae. The record is from the annotation of a GenBank genome assembly.
AUGAUCUCAUAUCUACGAAGUCAAAUGAUACGGAUUGAAAAAUGCAUUCGCAGGGUCAGAGUCAAACGGUCGAGACGAGAUGCUUGUUCUCUGAACAGCAAGUUUAAAUUGGCGUCGAAAGAGGGAUCUCGUGCUCGUUUCUGUUUUGAUGCUCGUUCGAUUUGCUUCCACUUCUUCCUGACCCGUUUCGACCCCGUUUCUCCCUCUAUCUCAAAUCCCACUCAACAAAACUUGGUUUUCGGAAGAUCAGAAGAUGUGCUGAGUCCCGCGUUGGCGCUUCCUUCUCCA